Messenger RNA from Ectocarpus siliculosus, 201 nucleotides. Lineage: Eukaryota; Phaeophyceae; Ectocarpales; Ectocarpaceae. The record is from the annotation of a GenBank genome assembly.
AUGGCUCCCAAACUCAUCCUCACGUACUUCGACAUGGCCGGUGCUGCGGAGCCAGUCCGCUGGGCAUUGGAAAAGGGAGGGCUCGAGUGGGAAGACAAGCGCUUGACCAGGGAGGAGUUCGGGGCGCUGAAGCCAGGUGUUUGUUCUAGCACCGCACUUGCACCGAUUGGGUGCACGCAAAGCAAAGCAGAGCGCUACUAG